Messenger RNA from Papaver somniferum (opium poppy), 1678 nucleotides. Its product is annotated as queuine tRNA-ribosyltransferase accessory subunit 2-like. Lineage: Eukaryota; Viridiplantae; Streptophyta; Magnoliopsida; Ranunculales; Papaveraceae. The record is from RefSeq and is a predicted model, not a curated record. The transcript has 11 exons. Bases 79 to 1281 code for a protein of 400 amino acids. Gene Ontology annotation, molecular function: tRNA-guanosine(34) queuine transglycosylase activity.
AUAAAAAAAAGAUUAAUAGAACCUCUGGGGGUUUACACUCAACAUAGAGGAGAACACAGAAAAGAAAGCGAAUAAAGUAUGAAAUUCGCAGUGAAAGCAUGGAGUAAUGGUGGGAGAGCGCGGACAGGAGUUCUCCAACUGAGCAACUGCCCAUUACCAAUAGAGACACCUUCUCUUCUUCUUACUACACGUAAAGGGCUACCCGUUUUCAUUGCUCCUGAUCUUCUUCUUUCUCUACCCUCACCUGAUUCUCAUCUUCUUCAUGUUAGUCCUAUGCACUUUUUUGAAGGCGCUUCACGUAAAACUAUAUCAAACAUUGGGGGAUUGCACGAGCUGGUAGGUCUGCAAAAUUAUGGGUUCUCUGCUUCUCCAAGGGAUUCUAUGGUAUGUCUUCCGGUUGCUGAGACGACUAACAAGUUUGGAGCUGCUUUUGAGACACCUUGUGGCCGCCUAUCCAUUAAACCUUCUGAAUAUGUAGAAAUGGUUUCAUCCUUGAAACCUAACGUAUGGGCCAGCCUGGCAGAUGAAGUGCCUGCUUAUGCAUCUGAGAGUAGGAAUAAGACUACGGUGGAUCGAACCAUACGUUGGCUUGACGAAUGCAUUUCCUUAGACCAGGCCCGUGGAACCUCAGUUUUGGGAGCUAUUGUUGGAGGAUCUAAUGUUGACGAGCGCAUUCGAUGUGCACAGGAAGUGGCAAAGCGAAAUGUGUCAGGGUUUUGGAUUGGAGGUUUUGGGCUCGGAGACAGCAUGGAUGAGCAGGGCCCUGCUCUCUUGAAUGCAGUUGUUGACAAUCUGCCAAAAGAAAAGCCGCGCCAGAUUUGUGGAUUGGGACUUCCAGAGGAGAUUUUACAGGGUGUUGCGUCCGGAAUUGAUCUUUUCGAUUCGACGUAUAUUUACCAACUCACACUUGGAGGCUUUGCUCUAACCUUUCCGCUCGAGAGAAGUGAAAGACAGUUUUCUGAUUCAUAUAUGAUUGAUAGCUCUGGUAGUGACUACACAAAGAUAAACCUGAGAGCUACAAUUUAUAGGAAAGAUGCAUCACCUAUCGUUGAUGGCUGCGAUUGCUAUACAUGCAAGAAUCACACAAGAGCAUAUAUAAAUCACCUGAUCAAUGUUCACGAAAUGCUGGCACAGAUUCUACUAGAGAUACACAAUACACACUACUACCUCCGUUUCUUCCAGAAAAUAAGGGAUGCUAUCAGGGAAGGGGAAUUUGACCUGUUCUGUCAAGAAUUUAUCCAUGGCAGGCGAGAUCAUAUAGCUAUGGCUGCAAUGUGUUAGUGAAUACUCAAUUUCGGUAUGAAGACCAAAGCUCGAGUGGCCAACUUUUUCUGCACAUUCGAGGGUACAAUGCUUAAUAUAUCAACCAUAUAUAACAAGCCAAAGCUAGGUUUUGCUGAAAAUACUGAAAAUUGAAUUUUUUUUUAUUUCCCCCCCAUUUUGAGCUGUUUUUGUAUAGUGCGACAGUCUGACCGGUUUCCUCGAUACACAUCCCUGGCUAUAUUGAUACUCCUACUCCUUUUUUGUGUUUUGUUUUGUUACUCUUACUCCUUUCAUCAAGUGGUUUGUGCUCUUUUGAGUUAUUAGCUGAUCUUUUUAUGUCGGCAAUACCUUAAUGUCAGAGGCAUUUAGAUGAUGUGAACAUGUACCACCUACAAUGGAUCAAUAGAUAUGGUAA